This is a messenger RNA of Phanerochaete carnosa HHB-10118-sp, 2896 nucleotides long. RefSeq lists its product as uncharacterized. The transcript has 4 exons. The record is from RefSeq and is a predicted model, not a curated record. Lineage: Eukaryota; Fungi; Basidiomycota; Agaricomycetes; Polyporales; Phanerochaetaceae. Bases 90 to 2369 code for a protein of 759 amino acids.
AACACAUCGACAGCCCUCAGCCUACCUUAGAAUGCCACACGGUAUAUAGUCAAUGCCCUGUUCCCCUUACGCUUUGCUCAACAGACAGCAUGUUUCCAGUUCUUGACCUCAUACGCACACGAGAAAUCAACCGCCUGCGCGGACACCCUUCCCCUACCGUCGCCUGGCAUGCACUAGACAACGAUACGAUAUCAUUCCCCUUCUACGUAGUCUUCCUCAUGGUUCUGUUCGUCCUGAUAGUUCAGUUCGGUCGCCAUGCACUUUUCGUGCCGCCCUUCCCCUCAAUCCCGACAUGGAUCUCAAAGCGGCUCAGUGUCAGGCAACAGCCCGGAACCAAGACACAUCCUUUACACACCACGCCGAAUAUACCACCAGCUAUCCCCUCGGCACUGAAGUCGUUAACCUUCACGCUCACUCUACCCUCAGCACCCUCAAUACCAGCGUGGAUCGCGGAUUGGUUCAAGGAUCCCCUGACGAACAGGACGCAUGUUACACGUUUCACACAGCUCAACGACAGAUAUCGCGUUUCCGUCGAAAAAUUCGUAAAGAUCUCGCAUCGCUACAAGAGUCUGCAGGCCCAGCUCAAGGAACGUGAUGAACGACUGCACCGGCAGGGCUCCGCCCUUCACGCUACGACUGCGCAGCUCGAGGGCUUCCAGACGCAAGUUGAACAGCUGCGCGAGGACAGCCGGAGACUGUGCGCCGCGAACGAGCGCCUACACGCAGAGCAGGCGUUGCUAGAGCAACGGACGCUCGACCAAUUCUACGAGCACGCGCGCCAGCUGCACGAGCGUGAGCGUGAGCAGGAGGCCCUCGAGCGCGUGAUCGAUCUGCUCGAGCAGGACAAGGCGGCGUCUCAGGGCACACUCCAGGAGAUGUCUGCCUCAAAUGAGGCCCUGAUGGACAGGGUUGCUGAGCUUGAGCACGAGCUGACACACCAACAUGAAACGAGUUUCCACGCGGAGUCGGCGCUCGAAGAGGCCGUCAAGUGCAACGAGUCCUUACUUCAGGAGCUCCACGAUACACAGGUUAUUCAGGGCCGGCGGGAAGACGUCGUCAGCGAGCAAUUAGCCGCUGUCGAAGCAGACUGCCGUACUGCACUCGAGAAUGCCUGCAAGGAGAAUGAUGCACUGCGGAAGCAGCUCGCGCACCAGCAGGCGCAGCACGCGAGGGAGCGUGACCAGUGGGGUGCAAGGCUUGAGGCUCUUGAGGAGAAGCACCACGCCGCGAUGGAAGAGGCCCGCAAGGAGAACCUAGCCCUAAGGGAUGAGAUGGCAAAGCGGGAGCAGGAGCACCUCGCCCAGCAUGAGCUACUCACGGAGAAACUCGCACUUGCAAAGGCGGACAAGAGAGACGCGAAGGCCAAAUUGCGCAGGGUUCGGGAAGAGGUUCGACUCAAGGCUUCUGACAUUGCCCGGCUCGAGUCCCGGGCGGCCCAGUACGAACACCUCUAUGAACAGCAAUGCGACAGCUUCCAGCAGGACCUCCACUUUGUGCACGUCGAGACAUCUUAUCAACGCAACAUGUACGAGGAUAAGCUCGGCUCUGUGCAGGCCGAAUCCGCCGCGCUCCACAAGCAGCUCGCGGACUGCGUCAAGCGCUACGAGGAGCAGUCUGCACGGCUACGGGCGGCACAGGUCGGGCUCCGCGACGCGUCGCAUAUGCACCACCAGCUCGAACUCAAGCUCAAAGCGGCUGCCGCAGAGAAGGAGGUUGCGGCCGACCUCGAGAACUUGCUAAGCGACGCGCUGAAACGCGAGCAGGACAAAUUCGAGACGCUCGAGAUCAGCUUCGACGUCCUCGAAGGCGCGUAUAGCUUCCUCGCGCGCGAGCUCGUCCGCACGGAACACGCGCUCGAAGACGCCCUCCAGAUACAACAACAGCUCCGCGAGCGUGUCGCACCCCUGUACGACGAGCCCGAGAGCGUGUAUCCCGGCGAAGAUCUCCCAGAGCAAGAGCACUCCAGUCAAGAAUACACCAGUCGGGCCUACGUCUCGGGGCAACGUGCGGAGAGCGAGUCGCCGAUGUUGGGCUCAAUCUACUCAGAUGGCGACGCGAGCUCCUGGCCCGCAACGCCUGGGCUCGUGCGCAGUGCCCGCAACUCCACGACACCCUGCUCGAUGUACUCGGACGGCGAUGCCAGCCCGUGGCCUGCAACGCCGGGUCUCACGCGCAGCAUGCACAGCACAGGAACGUCCAUAACGUCUGUUUCGUCCCCGGUCGUGACAACGCCGCCCCUCCCGCCGCUCAUGCUCGAACCACUGCCGUCCUCGGACAGCGGUCUCGCGAAGCACCUCCCGCCAGCGGACAGCGACGACUUCUUUGGGCCGAUCUGGACCGUGGACGCGAUGCACCACAUCUCUCAGUAGUCCUGCCGCUAUCUCCCGUCGGCUUCAGGUGUAGCGCUGAGGCGCAACUGCUGCGUCACAUCCUGGUAGCGCACUAGUCACCAGUCACGCCUCUCUGGUACCAUUGGGCAUGUCCAGGAGGUGCGUGACGAGAGCAUCAAGCAGCCUACUUACUAGCAUACGUAAUGUAGCAUUAUAAUUUAGCUGCAACAUUGUACUUAUCUACACGGUUCAAGUAGUGUAUUAAGCGCGAUGUAUUCCUGUCUUGCAAAGUUUGCGUUUUUAUUAGACAUACUUAUCUCUAUGGAUAUUCACUGCUUUGCAGAACCCACACUACUUUCAGCUGCAAAUUUUAUUUCCAAACAGCGAUAAACCGUCACUUGUCACCAAGUUUCCAGAAACCUAUCAUCUGCCUGAUGUCAAUGUUUCCACUGACACCACUUUAAGACCAGGAAUGCCGUUUUCACCAGCUUCCACUGCGUAUUUUGAGCCACGGCAGACUCAAAAGGACCUCGGAGAUGCUGAAGAUCCGAUCAGUAAGCUCCCUG